This is a messenger RNA of Amoebophrya sp. A25, 804 nucleotides long. NCBI's taxonomy places the organism in Eukaryota, Dinophyceae, Syndiniales, Amoebophryaceae. The record is from the annotation of a GenBank genome assembly.
AGCGCACCACAGCUGCCCCCCCUCGGUACUCAACACCAUCAUUUUCAGCACGAUCAUAGUGCCGCUGUUGGUUCGUCUAGUGAUGCGUCGAGCAGAAACGCCUCGGCGGAGCACAUUCACAUUCAGCUUGUUGUAACAGAGGAGCAGACAAAGGAGGUGUUGAAGUCACUGCAUGAGGGGCAAAUGAUCGCCAAGGAGGGCCACAUGCAAAUGGAAAGGGCUCGGAUGCAGCCGCAUGUUCCUCGGCAUAACCGGUACGUGGAGGAUGUCGACCUGGGGCGUUUACCCGAAAUGAUAACUGAUGCCUUCAAGAAGUGGCAUAGUACAGGGCGCAACGCGGAGGCGCGCACCAAGAUCAUGAAGGAUCAGCCAUGGUUCCUCGGACCUGGUCGUCAAGUGCGUCAAUUGUUAAGGUUAGUAUUUCAUGCCCCCACCACCUGAGGCGUCUAUCCCGAGUGCUAACCCCUUCCUAAAAAUAGUAAGGGGAUGUUGUUGUUAAGCAUAAGAGACAAAAUUAUAAGCCACUCACUAAAGGACGGAGAAAAAAAACUACCUCUAAAAAAAGUGCCAGAGGAGAGUAGCGUUGGAGAAUGGGUAUUACAGAAGCUGCCAGCAAGAAGUCGUCGGUCAGAGUGGUGGGAAAAGUAUGGACUUCCAGGAUGGGACAAAAAGUUGUCCUAAAGAGUAAGACUAGACGAACUACACGACACCAAGCUGCACUCCGUGUUUGUCAUUGUUCUUUUGUUCUUAAGAUUUUUUUUUCGUAGAGAGUCUAGCAAUUGUUUGAAUAUGAAGUAUUCAAAU